UUAAUGCCUAUAACUCCAUUUUAUAUAGAAAUAUGUUACAUGAACUGUAUUUCCAUUCUAGGGAUUUCUGGUGAUCACGGACAGAAGCCGGAUGUCUGCAGUAAGUUCCCCCAACAAGAGAAGGGCAAACCACUGGUGUGUACCAAGGAAUACCGUCCCAUCUGUGGUACCAAUGGCAUCACUUAUCCAAACUUAUGUUUCUUCUGUGCAGCAAAGAGGUCAGUGACUUUCCCAACUUUUUGGCAUACUGUGCUGCAAGCCAUUUCCAUGCAUGAACAUUACGAGGGUUUUUAUUAUGGGCUGGUGGAUCUAAGCAUUUGUUUGUUUGUUUGUUUUAGGGACAGUGACGUCCCUCUUGACAUAAAGCAUGAAGGAGAAUGUAAGGAUGUGUGCAGUAAAUACCCAGAACCACCUAAGGGCCAGUCUCCUAAAUGUACAUUGGAAUGGAAACCUGUUUGUGGCAGUGAUGGCCAGACAUAUGGCAACUUGUGUGCAUUUUGCCAUGCGAGAAGACAAAGUGGAAACACUAUCACAAUAAGCCAUAAGGGUCCAUGUAAGGAAAAGGACGAGUGCAGUGACUUCCCAGUCCCACCCAAGGGCAAGCCUGCUGUAUGCACAUAUGAAUUAGCACAAGUCUGUGGCAGUGAUGGUGUGACAUAUCCAAACAAGUGUGCAUUUUGUGAUGCCAAAAGGAAAAGUGGCGGCAAACUAACGAUAAAGCAUGAAGGGCCCUGUGAGCAACAGGAGGAAAAGGGCGAAUGAAAGAAGACUUAGAGCAAAGCAGCAAGAAUUACU
This is a messenger RNA of Lacerta agilis (Sand lizard), 795 nucleotides long. Its product is annotated as ovomucoid-like. The coding region runs from base 4 to 762 and encodes 252 amino acids. The transcript has 8 exons. The record is from RefSeq and is a predicted model, not a curated record. NCBI's taxonomy places the organism in Eukaryota, Metazoa, Chordata, Lepidosauria, Squamata, Lacertidae. Gene Ontology annotation, molecular function: protein binding; serine-type endopeptidase inhibitor activity.